AUGGCAACCGAAGCCCCUCUCGAAAACGCAUCCCCCUCCACCAUCGCCACCGCCGCGGCCGCAAUCCCGUCCAUCACCACCACCGGCUCCACCAUCCCCAUCGCAAACCUCAACCUCUACUCGCCGCCCAUCCCCGAGCACAUCCGCCCGUCCACCGUGCCGACGACCAUCUACCGCUUCCCGACCAUGGAGCCGCUGCGCUUCCUCUCCUACCCGUCGUCGCACCUGCUGCUGCCGCUGCGGCGCGACAUCCUGCACCGGGCCGUCGUCUACGAGGGGGACGCGACGCGGCAGGGGACGGCGUCGGUGAAAUGGCGCGACGACGUGCACGGCAGCGGGCGCAAGAUCCGGCCGCAGAAGGGCAGCGGCCGCGCGCGUCUGGGCGACCGCAAGAGCCCCAUGCUGCGCGGCGGCGGCGUCGCCCACGGCCCGCACCCCCGCGACUUCGCGACCGCCCUGCCCCGCAAGAUCUACGACCUCGCGUGGCGCACCGCGCUGUCGUACCGCUACCGUCGCGGCGAGCUGAUCGUCGUCGAGGACGGCGCAGAGAUUCCUGAGCCCACGGCCAAGUAUCUCGCUGGCGUGUUCGAGCUUAAUGGCUGGGGCAACAAGAAUGGCAGGAGCUUGGUUGUGACGCAGGAGCCGAGGAAGAACUUGUGGGCGGCGAUUGAGAAUGCGGGACGGCACGGUGUGGUGAAGACGUGGAUGGAGGUGGAUGUCAAGAAUCUGCUGGAGUUGGGCAGGCUGAUUGUGGAGAAGAGCGCAUUGGAUCUGAUCCUCGAGCAUCACCAGACUGACCUUCAGAGGCCGAAGACUGGUAUCCUGAAGGCAUGA
Molecule: messenger RNA, 834 nt
Organism: Diplodia corticola
Lineage: Eukaryota; Fungi; Ascomycota; Dothideomycetes; Botryosphaeriales; Botryosphaeriaceae
Product: mitochondrial 54s ribosomal protein 6
Exons: 1
Coding region: 1-834 (277 amino acids)
Biological process (GO): translation
Cellular component (GO): ribosome
Molecular function (GO): structural constituent of ribosome
Source: RefSeq, a predicted model, not a curated record